AUGAUUCCUAGAUUUUUGAUACUUUUAAUUUUCAAGCUUGUUUCAAGCCAAGAUCCGAUCAUUGCAAGACCGCCAAGUGAGGGGUACCAGAAAUCGACGCAGUUAUCCACCUUUAAAGAACCUCCUCCGAAGCCGCGGAGACGUCCCCCUCCUCCUCCUCCUAAGCCACAAAGACAACCAGAUGCGGGCAACCAACGCCCACAGCCUCCCCAGCCAGGUCAACGAGGAGCUGGAGCAGCAAAAAAAGAAGCGGCCCCUGUCUGGGAUGGAAAAGUUAUCUCAAGACAAUCCUUGUUUCAACGGAUGAGAUCAGCUCCUAGAUUUGAUGAAAAUGGAAACCCGAUUCGAAAAGGAAAAAAGAUGGGUCGUCAAUCUGGACCUAGACGAGGAAACCAACAGCCAACAAAGCCAGAAAAGAAACAAUGGACGCCAAGAAAACCUGGUCAGCCCGUGAAGCCACGAUUCAAGCCAUCCAACAUCGCAUCUCGUCGACCGACUCCGAAAAACAAUGAACAGAACACAGUGCAGCCAGAGCAACCACCGCAGCCUUCGCAACCGAAAAACAGAAAUCAAAAUAAGGAUUCCGGAAGAACAAAGCUCAGCCAAAAUCAGUCAGGGCUAGAGAAAUUCUCUUUGCCUCAUCGGGAAUGGAAUAAAUACGAUGUGACGCUGAUAAUUUUGGACAUGACUUGGUCUCAUAACGAGUAUUGGAAUCAAGCAUUAGAGGCGCUUCUUGAGAAGAUUUCAAAAGCACCAGGAAUUGUUUAUAUCGCUACAACUUCGCCAUAUUCAUCCGAACCGGGCAUUUUCAAGGACCCAGUUUCAUUUGUCGAAAAGAUUCUGCCCUUGCUUUCAAGACGAGUGUCAAUGAAAGCUUCUCAAAUCUGCCACGAUGUUCGCUACGGACAAAUGAGAGCCGCACUGGAUGAGCUGCGAGAUAUGGAUACUUGGUCCCCUCGAAGAUGCUCAACCCUCAUCUUUACCGACACUUCAGUGGUCAAGCAAAGCAGCGAGCUUUUCUGCAGAGGUGUUGAAGAAGCAAACGCAUCUGAUUGUCUGUUAGACAGCGUCUUCGAAUCGAGGGGAUGCCCGCUUGCAAAUGUCCAUUUGUUCGGAAAUUGUAAUUCAGAAUCAAAAAGCGAUCAUUAA
Molecule: messenger RNA, 1149 nt
Organism: Oikopleura dioica
Lineage: Eukaryota; Metazoa; Chordata; Appendicularia; Copelata; Oikopleuridae
Source: the annotation of a GenBank genome assembly